UACCACCAAGGUCAAGGGAAGAUUGAGUUGUCGGCUUCUGUCACGGUCAUGGCGCGAUCAUGUCGGCUGGACAAUAUGGCGCCAGACUCCUUGAGGAUGUGCAGGAGGAAAGUCUAGAGCAGAUUCUAGCAGAGAUAAGGCGUACCAUAAGUCCUUGGUCGAAGGGUGUGCUGGGCUUUCCACAACUUGAUGCCCUGUUGGAGGCAUUUCGCUAUCCUGCUCAACCAGCAGCCGAGGAACGUCCCGAGUUGCAACAGUCUACAGCACCAAGUCCAGCUUCAGACGAUCAGCUCCAAGCAGACCAUAAUGGCGAUGAUGGCUCCCCGCUUCGCCGAUAUGAGCUUCGUCAGCACAAGUACAGUGCCAAACCCGCCGCAAUCGAAAUAACCUCCCGCAAAUCCUCCUCCGGCAAGACAACGCUCUGCUACCAUCUUGCUGCCCUCUCAAGUCUGCCAAAAAGCCAUGGAGGCAAAGAGUCGAUGGUAAUCUACAUCGACACCGACGGACGCUUCUCAGCGACGCGACUCUUCCAGAUCCUUACGCACUACCUCUCUACCCACACCAACAGCCUUUCAUCUGGCACUACGCUCACCCAAGCCGCCAUCCAAGCCACCGCCCGCGAAGCCAUGAACCACAUCCUGAUCCUUCGCCCCCAGUCCUCAUCUCAACUCCUUUCACAUCUCGACUCAUUGCCGACAUUCCUCCUCGACCGAACACGGCACUCCUCUAGUCAUCGGCCGUUAGGUCUAAUCGUUGUCGACUCGGCGACUUCAUUCUACUGGCAGGAUCGAUUUGACAGGGACAUGGCCCGUUUACAAUCCAAGAGCCCCGGUCUCGUCGAAAGCACGUCGCCCUCGCGGACGGCUCAGAUCAUUGAGCGGCUCAAGGCGCUACAAGCGAGGUUCGAAUGCGCGGUUGUGUUUAGCACGACCACACCUGCAACCUUUACAACCAGCCACGCACCGGCAGAGUUGCAAGGGCAAGCGCAGACGCAAAUCACACCCUCAGCACCACAACAAGGACCGGGGAUAUCGCCGUGGAUGGCGUAUGCCACACUCACCAUGACCCUCUCGAGGACCCGGGUCCCACAGUUCGCGCCGCAGAUGUCGAUAGAAGAGUGCCUUCGCGAUGCGGAGAAGAGGUUCGACGCAGUCAAGAAUGCUAGAUUUGUUGCUAGCGUGGAGUUGAAGCCUGGUCAGACUAGAGAGAAGGCGACGGCGGAAGGCGCAGGUCGCGGUGACAGACAGCAAGCUGGCGGGUUUGCUUUUAAGAUUGGUGAGGGAGGCCUUGAUGUUGACUCGGACUGACUGCGCAUUGGGUCUCUUGGACUGUCCAUGCUGAAAAGGUUGGGUUUGCCGGUGCUAAGAUCACAAAGGGCACGAGAGCUUCUCGCCAACACAGCCCUGAACACCUGUAGAUCGAUGACCCGUCGAAAUAUCUAUCCACUACUCCGCAAAUGUGACAGACAGUACCUGAUGGUCCAUGCUCGUAUCGGGGCAAAUGUUAAGACCCGUUGAAUACCGGUCCAAGUAUCGAUUCAUGUUCAAUAGUCUAAUCUAUAUACAUUUCUCAUUCUCA
Exophiala xenobiotica is the source of this 1578-nucleotide messenger RNA. RefSeq lists its product as uncharacterized. Lineage: Eukaryota; Fungi; Ascomycota; Eurotiomycetes; Chaetothyriales; Herpotrichiellaceae. The record is from RefSeq and is a predicted model, not a curated record. The transcript is spliced from 2 exons. Gene Ontology annotation, biological process: DNA strand invasion; double-strand break repair via homologous recombination. Gene Ontology annotation, molecular function: ATP binding; ATP-dependent DNA damage sensor activity; four-way junction DNA binding. Bases 60 to 1307 code for a protein of 415 amino acids. Gene Ontology annotation, cellular component: replication fork; Rad51B-Rad51C-Rad51D-XRCC2 complex; centrosome.